This is a messenger RNA of Medioppia subpectinata, 350 nucleotides long. NCBI's taxonomy places the organism in Eukaryota, Metazoa, Arthropoda, Arachnida, Sarcoptiformes, Oppiidae. The record is from the annotation of a GenBank genome assembly.
UUGGGAUGUAAUAGAUAUCGCUAUUGCGGGACAAAUUGGACAGCAAGUCGUGUGCGCUGAUCAUAUUAUCUCAAGAACUGCUUGAAUGUAAGGCACAGAGGGAUCAGUUCAAACUGAUGGGCGAACAGUUGCGGGAAAGGUAUGGUGUAAUCAAGAGGAAGAUGGAGGGACUCGGGCCCACACUUUCGGCCGUUUAUGAUUACGAGUACGAUAUGCCCAGAAGUAGCCAAUCGCCCGGUGAACCAUUGGCUCAGCUAUUGAUGACCCUUAAGGAGCAAAACAAACAUUUGAUCCGUGAAAUCGACGAUUUGAGAAUGAAGUUAGAGGACGCCGAAGGCUUUAAUACUUAA